CCCAUAAAAGCCAAGUGCUUGUUACCAGCAGCUGAUCAGAGAGCAUUUUCACAGUCCUCUCCUGUUGGGAGCCACUGUUCUUCUCUCCUUGGAUCUUAAAGACUCCAGGGGCUGAUCUGAAACAAAACAAGAGAAGUUGUUCCUUCUGUUGAAGAGACAUACCAAACCCAGACCUGCUGUAAGUCAAAAACAAGUUCAUCGGUCUGCGAUUCUUCUCUCUUCCAGAGUCUAAAUGUAAUGGCUGUUCCCCUGACCCCUCUACAGCUACUGGAAGUGGUGAUCCUCAUUUAUCUCAGUUUCAUCAGGUCCAUUCAUGGCGGUGCCUAUUAUGGGAUUAAACAGCUUCCACCUCAAAUCCCACCUCAGAUACCCCAAUACCAGCCCCUGGGACAACAAGUACCUCACAUGCCUUUGGGCAAAGAUGGCCUUCCCAUGGGUAAGGAGAUGCCCCCCAUGCAGUAUGGCAAAGAAUACUCACACCUACCCCAGUAUAUGAAGGAAAUUCCACAGGUGCCCAGGAUGGGCAAGGAGGCAGCUCCCAAGAAAAGCAAAGAAAUACCAUUAGCCAGUUUAAGAGGAGAACAAGGUCCCCGUGGAGAACCUGGCCCAAGAGGACCACCUGGACCCCCAGGUUUACCAGGCCAUGGGAUACCAGGAAUCAAAGGAAAACCAGGCCCCCAAGGCUAUCCAGGGAUUGGCAAGCCAGGUAUGCCUGGAAUGCCAGGAAAACCUGGAGGUGUGGGAAUGCCUGGGGCAAAAGGUGAAAUAGGACCAAAAGGAGAGAUUGGACCUAUGGGCAUGCCAGGGCCACAAGGACCUCCAGGGCCUCAUGGACUUCCUGGCAUUGGAAAGCCAGGUGGCCCAGGGUUACCAGGACAACCAGGACCAAAGGGUGAACCAGGACCCAAAGGACAGCCAGGACUUCCUGGUCUUCAAGGGCCUAAAGGAGAGAAGGGCUUUGGGAUGCCAGGUUUGCCAGGACUAAAAGGUCCCCCUGGGAUGCAUGGACCUCCUGGGCCUGUGGGGCUUCCAGGAAUAGGCAAACCAGGGGUGACGGGUUUCCCAGGGCCACAGGGUCCUCUAGGUAAACCAGGCCUUCAAGGUGAGCCAGGACCACAGGGCCCCAUAGGCGUACCUGGGAUUCAAGGACCACCCGGUGUGCCUGGAAUUGGAAAGCCAGGUCAGGAUGGCAUCCCCGGACGACCUGGAUUUCCUGGUGGUAAAGGAGAGCAAGGACUCCCUGGGUUGCCAGGACCUCCAGGCCUUCCAGGGGUUGGGAAACCAGGUUUCCCAGGGCCUAAGGGUGACCGAGGUAUGGGGGGUCUUCCUGGAGCUAUUGGACCUAGAGGAGAGAAAGGCCCUGCAGGUGUACCUGGAAUGGGGGGGCCCCCAGGUGAGCCAGGCCUGCCUGGAAUUCCAGGUCCCAUGGGACCUCCGGGUGCUAUUGGCUUCCCAGGGCCCAAAGGAGAAGGUGGAGCUGUGGGGCCACAAGGACCAUUGGGUCCCAAAGGUGAGCCAGGGUUACAGGGUUUCCCAGGGAAACCAGGCUUCCUUGGUGAAGUGGGACCCCCAGGCAUGAGAGGUUUGCCAGGUCCAAUCGGGCCCAAAGGGGAAGCUGGGCAUAAAGGUUUACCAGGCAUCCCUGGAGCCCCUGGGCUCAUUGGACCCAAAGGGGAACCAGGAAUCCCAGGAGAUCAGGGAUUACAAGGCCCAUCUGGAAUUCCAGGAAUUGGGGGGCCAAGUGGUCCAAUUGGACCUCCUGGAAUCCCAGGCCCCAAAGGAGAACCAGGUCUACCAGGUCCUCCUGGGUUCCCUGGGGUAGGAAAGCCUGGGGUAGCAGGACUGCAUGGACCCCCAGGAAAGCCUGGAGCUCUUGGCCCUCAAGGCCAGCCUGGCCUUCCAGGUCCCCCAGGACCUCCAGGUCCCCCAGGUGCCCCAGCUGUGAUGCCUCCCACACCACCAGCUCAUGGAGAGUAUUUGCCAGAAAUGGGACCAGGGAUUGAUGGAGUGAAAACCCCACAUGCCUAUGGGGGCAAGAAAGGCAAAAACGGAGGCAUAGCUUAUGAGAUGCCUGCAUUUACAGCUGAGUUGACCACACCCUUCCCACCAGUGGGGGCCCCAGUCAAGUUUGACAAAUUGCUUUACAACGGAAGGCAGAACUACAACCCCCAGACAGGAAUCUUCACCUGCGAGGUCCCUGGUGUCUACUACUUUGCAUACCAUGUCCAUUGCAAAGGCGGAAACGUAUGGGUGGCUUUGUUCAAGAACAACGACCCAAUGAUGUACACGUACGACGAGUACAAAAAGGGCUUUCUAGACCAGGCAUCAGGGAGCGCCGUGCUACAGCUGAGACCUGGAGACCGGGUUUUUCUGCAGAUGCCCUCAGAGCAAGCUGCUGGACUAUACGCCGGACAAUACGUCCAUUCCUCUUUUUCAGGAUAUUUAUUAUAUCCCAUGUAAAUUUAAAAAAAAAAAGUAAGAAAAACAUGAGGAAAAAAAGACAGCAAAAGAAAAAAAUGAAGUAACAGAGAAAAACCAAACACAAAACACACAAUUGCUUCAAAGUGUUUAUACUGUUGAAAAGUUAUAUUUAAAUGGAAGUUUGGACCAUCAUAUACCAAAAAAAAAAAGCCAAAAAACAAAAACAAUAAAAAUGCAAGUUUAAUGUUCUGCAGAGCUUGUUAUUAAAAUGACAGGAAGAAUCUAUAUAUCACAUUUCUGACAGAUGUUCUGUACCCACUGAAAUCAUAUUAGCAAAUAUUAUACACUUCCACAAUACCAUGCUUUCUAAAGUUCAGUCAAAAUAUUUCAUUAUGAAGGAUCAUAGCUAACACAAGUCAUUCAUUCAUAUUGUUUACUUAAAACUACACAAGAAUAAAUCUUAAGGAGGCAUCAAUGACCAAAAAAAAAAAUCACAUACCGCAUUUACUUGCAUGAUUUACCCCAUAUUUUCACAAGUAUUUUACUAGUGAAACAUAGGAAGGGGGCAAUUAUGUAGUAAUGCCUUGCAGAGGUAAUCUGAGGCAAUGGAUACCAUGCAGAAGAUAGCUGCCUUCCAGUAAGCUGCUGGGGUUUUGGCAACGGAAUUCCCACUUGGGGCAGGGUUGUUACUCAGUGGGAGCCAUUUACUCUAUCAAUCAACAAGUAAGCACCCAGAAGAUGCUGAGACAACGUAUCCAGCACUGCAAGAAGGGCCAUGGAGGACACAAAAGGACAAGUCCUGGGCUGUAUCUUCAAGAUGCUUACAAGAUCGCUGGGAAAUGAGAAUGGUGGUUAAGGUGUUUAUUCCUGAAAUAUUUUUCCCCUGAGGUUUCUUCCAUAAGCUUUCGUUCCUAUUAUUUCUUACUAGAUCUAACCAGACCAAAAAUAAAAAAAAAAAAACCUUGAUGUUAUUUGGGGAGAAAAGUGAUUGGGGUCAAUGAAAUAAGUGUUCCCCACCCCACCCCAGUAACCUUCAGACUCUGUAUAAUAUUCAUUAGCAGAUAUCAAUUGUAUAUCAAAUGUAUAUUUAUAAAAAAAAAAAAGCCACUGUGAAGCCACAGCCAGAGAGAAGACAAACCACAGUUUCUCAAUCACUUUUCAAUAUCGAAGGGAUUUUCUUGCCUAUCACAAUAACUAUAUCAAAUCAAUUCAAACUUUUUUCAGGUUACAAAGUAUCUUUUAAAAAAAAACCCUAAACCAUCCCUUUACAUACAAAGCAAAAACCUUUAGAAUUAUAUGGAAAAAUAAACUUUUCUUUAAAAAUCAAUCUCUGAAACUUAGAAGUAAGAGCACCAACAGUUUUCUAAAGUAUGUGAAACAGUGCGUCAAGAACUGCUCUCAUAGAAGUAAACUGCUGAAGACCCAAUUAUAAUUUCAGAGGACAAUGACAAUACACGACUUUUAUGCUGCCCCAUAGAUUAAGGAAAUGGCAUGAUAAAAGUUUACUGCAGGCUCAUAUACAUGUCACUGUGUCUGCAUGACAGUGUGCAAAGUAGAUGGAGAGAUGUUGUAGGAGUUAGGAACACCUGGACUCAAGUUCUGUUUCUCACACUCACACACAGACACACACACACACACACACAAAAUCUGGACAAAUCACUUCAACUCUAAAGUUGUUACUAGGCAACUUUAAAACUAUAAAUUGGAAAAGAGUGCCCAAUCUGCACCAACAAGAGGACCUUCUUCUCUGGUAGUUAGUUCCCCACAUCAAUGAAAGUCGUAGAACUAGGCCAAAAAAAAAUUUUUUUUUUUUAAAAAGGCCCAACAAUUCUUAUUUCUCUACUUCAAAAAUCUACAAUUUUGUCAAUGUGGGCAUCUGUUCCACUAAAAAUAGCCACUGUGAAAAUGCCAUUAGAAGGAAAACAAAUAAUCUUCUCCCAAUCGCUUUUCUAAAUCUCAACUCCUCUAAAUUUAAUAGGUGAUCUUCAAGCAUUGCUGCGGCUGAAAAAUCCCAUCACUCUGAGGCCAUUAUGAUGAUAAAGCCUCUGCAAACUUAGCUAGGUUGGUUUUCAGACAAUAGAUAUACAGUCUAUUAGCAGGCCCACAACUGAAGUCUUCCUAGCAUGGCAGAACCUGUCACAGCUUGCACUUCAGUGGGAUAACCUUCAAGAACCCAGAGUCAUCUUCAUACCAAGAUAAGGCAUUGGAUCAGGACCUUUAUAUAGGUUUCAUUUCUUCAGAAAAGGGAAAAACAUUUAAAUUACUUUCAAGUAGUCACCCAGAGACCUAUAGACAUGCUCAACUGGUCUAUUUGUUAAAUACAGAGUUUUAAUGCAGCAAGAGAACCUAUGGUGAAGGAAAUUACUUUAGGGGGUGCCUAACCUCAAAUAUCUUAUAGGGUAUAUCAAAGAAUAAACAGACUGAUAACUUUAUUGAGUUUCCACUAUAGAUUUGAGAUUUGUCAAUAGCAAGUCAUUUCUUCUGGUCUGAAAGAAAUGAAAGAGCCACUUUAAAUCUAUUUCCUUCUGGCCACACUGAUAGUAGCAUCCUAUGGGAUAUCCUAUGGGGAUAAAUGAUGUGGAGAAUAAAGACAUUAUAUGUGCUCAAAAUUCAGAGUGUGGAAGAGAAGAAAGAAAUGAGGGGGAAAUAUACAGAUAAACACAGUAUAAACAGUGCAUGGUGUAUAUGCCCAAUUCGGGUGGCUUCUAACGGGACUAGUUGUAACUAACCAGUUAACUAACUUAAAUAAUCCAGAAAAAUUAUCUUCAUGACCUGAUGUACCUUCUCUAUGUGAGGUAUAGAAGUGCAGUUUCUUCUUAAGAGGACUGAAAAUAAAUUAAUUUGUUGAUAACUUAUUCACUACUAGCUAAAUGCCAAAGGUUUUCAUCCAAAGAAGCCUCAGCAUUCAUUAUCACAGCUGAUAGCAUCUGGUGGAUAUAAAGUCUUUGUGUCUGUUCUCUCAAAUGAUUAAUAUGACAAGAAUGUUGAGUUUUUGGUGGGACAAAUAAACCACACACAGUAUAAUACAGUGUCCCAUCUAGUGUAUGAGUAGAUGCAUUCAAAUUGACUUGAAGUAAAAUGGUCAACUGGGGCAACUCAUUUGUGAAAUAGUCUCCAUAUAUAUAUGCAUUCCAGUUAGUUCUCCACCAAGGUGGGGAGUAAUUUCCUAAUCAGUUGAAAUGAAAUUUCACUUAUCAGAAUUAUUGAAAAUAGUUGCUUCCAAACUUAUUUAUUGGUUGUGUUACUUAUUUGCCUAAAUUUGUAUAUUAGCAGGCAUAAGCUUCUAACUUGUAGAUGGUGGGGAGGCAGAGGAAAAAUUCUAUGCAAGUACUGUUUGUUCUACAAUGGUGCUAAUCUCAGAGCAAAAUGAUGAAUUAUUUCACUUAAUUUAAAAAAAAGAGUUUAAAAUAGUUAUCUAUAUGUCUGUGUUUCCCCUUUGAAUGUUACAUGUUAUACUUUUGCUUUGGUGUAAAAGCAGACCUAACAUGAAUCUGUUCUGAACCAUAAUCUCUAUUUAAUUCAAAAUUAACUAGAAUUUGACCACAGAAAAAUGGACAAAACUGGCAUUGCCAUUAUUUAAGUACAAAGUUUUAAUGCAACAUGAUAACCUAUGGGGAGGGAAAUAACUUUAGUGGGUGCCUAACCUCAAAUAUCUUGCAGAAUAUGUCAAAGAGUGAAAAGACUGGUAACUUUAUUGAGUUUCCAUUGUAGAUUUGAGACUUGUCGAUAGCAAAUCAUUUUUGUAUUUAAAAUUUUUGUACUGAUCUGAAAAAAAGUCUUAUUAAAUAUCUUUAAAAGUA
Molecule: messenger RNA, 6221 nt
Organism: Vombatus ursinus (common wombat)
Lineage: Eukaryota; Metazoa; Chordata; Mammalia; Diprotodontia; Vombatidae
Gene: COL8A1
Product: collagen type VIII alpha 1 chain
Exons: 4
Coding region: 238-2460 (740 amino acids)
Cellular component (GO): basement membrane
Molecular function (GO): protein binding
Source: RefSeq, a predicted model, not a curated record